CACCACCCGCUUUUCCGCUCCCUCCCUCGAUUCGCAGUACCCCUCCGGCUGUGCCGCACUUCACUCCACCUUCAGCCACCUUCCACCCACUUCAAAUCUCACCACACCCGGCCCACGAUGCGCGUGUCCGUCUCCGUCUCGUUCGCGUGCAGUGUCCUCCUCGCGCUGCAGGCCCUCGCUGCACCCGUCGACCUCGCCGCGCGCGGCAGCAAGAACAACAACAGCAACAAGGCCGCCGCGCUGACCGGGGAGCUCGAGGCGACCGGGACCGGCGCCGGGACCGGCGUGCAGGCCGGCGCGACGCCGGGCACCAACAACGCUAACCCCACCCCCGGCGGCAACGGCGACGUGAAUCCCACCCCGGGUAACGGAGCCGCCGGCGCGGCCGCCACCGGGGUCACCGCCGGCACGCGCACCGGCGCCAAGGGCCGCAAAGGCAAGGCGAAAGGCAAAGCCGGCCGCAAAGGCAAGGGGGGUUCAAGUCUCGAAUCAUGGAUAUAG
This is a messenger RNA of Mycena indigotica, 501 nucleotides long. RefSeq lists its product as uncharacterized. The coding region runs from base 118 to 501 and encodes 127 amino acids. NCBI's taxonomy places the organism in Eukaryota, Fungi, Basidiomycota, Agaricomycetes, Agaricales, Mycenaceae. The record is from RefSeq and is a predicted model, not a curated record. The transcript is spliced from 3 exons.